Epithele typhae is the source of this 2448-nucleotide messenger RNA. RefSeq lists its product as uncharacterized. The record is from RefSeq and is a predicted model, not a curated record. Bases 1 to 2448 code for a protein of 815 amino acids. NCBI's taxonomy places the organism in Eukaryota, Fungi, Basidiomycota, Agaricomycetes, Polyporales, Epitheliaceae. The transcript is spliced from 6 exons.
AUGCUCCACCAUCUCAUCGGCGAGCAUGCCUUCGCGUUCGCUCAACGGAACGCCCUCACGUGCGGCGCGCUUGCUGCGCUCGUGGCCCUCGUCAUACUCUUCCGCGACGCCCUCCUCGUCUACGCCAAGUUCGCCUAUGCAUGCUUCCUCAAGCCUCUCGAUCUCGGCAACUCCUCCGAGGUCAAGACGCUUUCCGGCCAACAACGCGCCCUCGAAGGCUUCUACCGCACCCAGGCCAGCAUCUAUGACACCACCCGCGGCACCCUCCUUCACGGGCGCGAAGACAUGCUCCAGCUCGCUGCGGCCCAACUUAAGCACCGGUACCGGAAUAGGGAGACGAAGCCAAUCUGGGUCGAUGUCGGUGGCGGUACGGGCUACAACAUCGAGAAGAUGGGCGCGUUCGUCAGCGUCCCCGACUUCUUCUCCGACGUCUACCUCGUCGACCUCAGCCCCUCCCUCCUCGAUGUCGCCCGCGAACGUUUCCAGCGCCUUGGCUGGACGAACGUGCAUGUCGUAUGCGAAGACGCUCGUACCUUUUCCAUCACCAAACCUGACCCUGCGGGAGCGCUCGAUGGGCAGAAGCACGCGGUGAAAGCCGAUUUCAUUACGAUGUCGUAUUCGCUCAGCAUGAUUCCGGACUUUUACUCGGUCAUCGACUCCCUCAUCGAGCUCCUCGCCCCCCUCGGUCUCAUCGGCUGCGUCGACUUCUACGUCCAGUCCUCGUCCAGUUACUCACUCCGCAACUUCACCGGAGGCCACCACUCAAGGCACGUCAACCGUUUCUCACGUGUCUUCUGGCGCUCCUGGUUCAAACUCGACCGCGUCCACCUUCAUGAAAGCCGCCGCGACUACCUCGAGUACCGCUUCGGCACGAUCCUCAAUGUCAACGAGCGCAACAACACUCUUGGCUGGAUCCCCUACUACAUCUGGCUCGGCUGCCAGCGAUCAGCGACAUACGGCGCGGUCACUGCCAUGGCUCGCGAUGCCGCUGAGCACAUCGAUGCCCUUGCCACCGAGAGCCCAUAUCUCUCCCCUGUACACUACAACGAGAAGCGUUCGGAAGCGCAAGACGCUGCGGCGCGCGAGACGCGCCUCUCGCUCCGUUCGAAGGGCUUCGAAGCCGCCAUCCUUAACCUCGCCACGAAUGUCCCUCUCCCUUCAUUCUUUUAUCAAAACCAGCGCUGGCGCCUCUACUACGACGAAUCGCUCCAGAAGCACGCCCAGUUCGGCAACGAGUACAUCUACGCGUUCACCUGGGAGGAUCCCGCGGAAGACCAGCGGAUCCUCAACAUCAGCCGAGAUGACGUCGUGUUCGCGAUUACCUCCGCCGGCGACAACCUCCUCUCCUACGCCCUCCACCGCCCGCGGAGCAUCCAUGCCGUCGACCUGAACCCGACGCAGAACCACCUCCUUGAGCUCAAGGUCGCCGCAUUCUCCGCUCUGCCCUACGAGGACAUCUGGAAGCUCUUCGGCGAGGGCCGCCAUCCCAACUUCCGCAACCUCCUCCUCACCAAGCUCUCCCCCUUCCUCUCCUCGCGCGCGAUCCAACACUGGCUCGACUCCACCAGCACCUUCACCGCCCGUGGCGGGCUGUACGAGACCGGUGGCUCCCGCCUCGCCGUCAAGCUCGCCAAGUGGUUGUUCCGGCUGACCGGCCAAGCGGGCGCGGUCCGCCGUCUGUGCGACGCGCGCACGCUCGAAGAGCAGCGCGACAUCUGGCGGCACUCGCUGCGCCCGCUCGUGCUCAGCCGCCUUCUGAGCCACGUCGUGCUCGCGGACUCGCGGUUCCUGUGGAAGGCGCUGGGCGUGCCCGAGAACCAGCGGAACAUGAUCGCGGACGACGGGAUCGCGGCCGCGGUGGCGAGGGGCAAGCCGGUGUCGGACAAGGAGGCGGUGUGGCAGUACGUCGUGGACACGCUCGAUCCCGUCGUGGAGAACACGCUGCUCAAGGACAGCAACUACUUCUACCGCCUGUGCUUGCAGGGGCAGUACUCGAAAGAGUGCCGACCAGCAUACCUCACGGAGCAAGCGCACAGGACGCUCUCGAAGCCAGGCGCGUUCGACGGCCUCCGCGUCCACACGGAUGAAUUCGUCGAGGUCCUCGCGCGCAUCAAGCCCGAGACCGUCACUGUCGCCGUGAUCAUGGACCACAUGGACUGGUUCGAGCCCGAGGGCACACAAGCCCCCGCGGAGAUCCGGGCGAUCAACAAGGCCAUGAAGCUCGGCGGGCGCGUCCUCCUCCGCAGCGCGGGCCUCAAACCGUGGUACAUCGCCAAGUUCUCUCAGCAGGGCUUCCGGUGCGAGCGCGUCGCGGAGCGCAAAUCCGGCACGUGCAUCGACAGGGUGAACAUGUACGCGUCGACGUGGCUCUGCACCAAGGUCGCCCCCGACCCGACCGCUGUGGUGGACACGGAAGACGUGAAUCACGUCGAGGCGCUCACAUUGUGA